Molecule: messenger RNA, 529 nt
Organism: Odobenus rosmarus divergens (Pacific walrus)
Lineage: Eukaryota; Metazoa; Chordata; Mammalia; Carnivora; Odobenidae
Gene: CSTB
Product: cystatin B (stefin B)
Exons: 3
Coding region: 1-297 (98 amino acids)
Cellular component (GO): cytosol
Molecular function (GO): cysteine-type endopeptidase inhibitor activity
Source: RefSeq, a predicted model, not a curated record
AUGAUGUGCGGGGCGCCCACCGCCGCGCAGCCCGCCACGGCCGAGACCCAGGCCAUCGCCGACCAGGUUAAACCCCAGCUGGAAGAACGGGAAAAUAAGAAGUAUGCUACAUUUAAGGCUGUGGAGUUCAGAAGCCAGGUGGUUGCCGGGAUGAACUACUUCAUCAAGGUUCAAGUUGACGAUGAUGAGUUUGUGCACCUUCGAGUAUUUCGAAGUCUUCCUCACGAAAACAAGCCUGUGGCCUUGUCCAGCUAUCAGACCAACAAAGCCAGGCAUGACGAGUUGGCGUAUUUCUAGCUCCCACUCUGAAUAGGGCUCGUCCAUGUGGUUCUGUCCUCUGUGAACAUGCCUGGGAUCAAAAAUGUCGUUUCUACACGGGGCCACUUGGGGGGGGGAUGUCACCACCUCUUUUGCGACUCUGUUCCUGAUUUUCAGCGGGAGAGACAAAGUCAACACAGUCACUGAUCUUAAUUACUGUCAAAGAGGGCUUAUAUUCUCUUUAAAUACAUAUUUUUAAAUCUUUAUGAAC